This is a messenger RNA of Syngnathus typhle (broad-nosed pipefish), 3253 nucleotides long. It is a transcript of the gene chrnb1l, whose product is annotated as cholinergic receptor, nicotinic, beta 1 (muscle) like. The record is from RefSeq and is a predicted model, not a curated record. The transcript has 11 exons. The coding region runs from base 215 to 1738 and encodes 507 amino acids. Gene Ontology annotation, cellular component: neuron projection; synapse; postsynaptic membrane. Gene Ontology annotation, molecular function: transmembrane signaling receptor activity; acetylcholine-gated monoatomic cation-selective channel activity. Lineage: Eukaryota; Metazoa; Chordata; Actinopteri; Syngnathiformes; Syngnathidae. Gene Ontology annotation, biological process: chemical synaptic transmission; regulation of membrane potential; nervous system process.
UCCCAGGACCAGUACCCAAUCAGGCCGUGGUUCCCCAUUGUUGAGGUAUGAUCCAAAGCGGGCAAACACAUCGUACGGGGAGAUCGUUGUUGGACGACAAGCUGCAAAACAGGGGCCAAAUAGAUGAGUGGAAGUGUUGACUUUUCUGAAGUGGAGCUACUGGAGAGCCGCAUCCAUCUGGGUGAAGGUGGACAGGGGUGAACUCUGGAGGUUCAUGGGGUCUUUGGACUACCACAAGAAGAUGAGCGGACCAAAUAACAUAAUGAACAUUCAUCUGAAAGCCAACCAACUUAUUAUCAUUUACUUUUGCCUCUCUUUGACCGGAGCCUCAGAAACGGAGCGAAGGCUCCAUCAGGAGAUAUUCAAGAACUACAACUUGAAGGUACGACCAGCUCGGUACUGGGAGGAGAAAGUGAUGGUGCGGGUCGGAAUGACUUUGUCCCAGCUCGUCAGCUUGAAUGAGAAGAACGGCGAGAUGACGACCAACGUGUUCAUGAAUCUGGAGUGGAAAGACUACCGCUUGUCGUGGGACCCAAAGGAGUACGACAACAUCGACGUUUUGAGGAUUCCCGCAAACAAGGUGUGGCGCCCCGAUAUCUACCUCAUAAACAACAACGACGGUCAAUUCGACGUCGCUUUAUACGUCAACGUCUUGGUGUACAAUGACGGGACAGUCAACUGGCUCCCGCCGGCCAUCUACCGUACUUCUUGCUCUAUCGAGGUUGCCUAUUUCCCCUUCGACUGGCAAAACUGCAGCAUGGUUUUCCGCUCGUAUACCUACGAUGCCUCGGAAGUCGAUCUGCAGUAUUAUCUGGACGAUAAUGGAAAAGAGAUCCGGGAGAUAGUCAUAGACGAGAAUGCCUUCACGGAGAACGGCGAGUGGAACAUAUGCCACAAACCUUCGAGAAAGAACGUCAGGGAGGAUCUGUACGAGGACAUCACCUUCUACUUGAUCAUUGAGAGGAAACCUCUUUUCUAUAUCAUCAACAUCAUCGUUCCCUGCAUUCUCACGAGCGUUUUGGCUAUUUUUGUCUUUUACCUUCCUCCCGGAGCAGGAGAAAAGAUGACCCUUUCCAUCUCGGUUCUCAUCGCCUUGACUGUCUUCAUGCUGCUGCUGGCUGACAGAGUCCCAGAGACUUCACUGGCCAUCCCAAUCAUCGUCAACUACGUGAUGUUCACCAUGAUCUUGGUCACAUUCUCCGUCAUCCUGAGUGUGGUCGUCCUCAACUUGCACCACCGCACACCCAGCACGCACAUCAUGCCCAGCUGGGUUCGCAGUCUCUUCAUCAACUUCCUGCCCAAGUACAUCGGCAUGACCCGGCCCGAGCAAGACGAGUGUAUUUUGAAGGAGGAUUCUUGUGACCAAACACCCCCACCAAGCUUCAACGGACGACAGCCCGGAGGGGAGUACUUUUUCCGCAAGAUCAACCCCGAUCUUGUUAUACCUUGGAGAGGCAGGUGCGAGACUCCAGUGCGGCUCCAAAGGCUUCCAGAGACAGACGGAUUCUGUCUGAUCCUUCCACCUAACCUGAAGUCGGCCAUCGCCGCGGUCACAUACAUGGCUGAUCAGCUGAAGAAGCAAGAUCUCGACGAUUCGAUGACAGAAGACUGGCAGUUCAUCGCCCUGGUGGUGGAUCGUCUCUUCCUGUGGCUUUUUGUUAUCAUCACCACUCUGGGCACUUUGGCAAUGUUCUUGGACGCCAGUUUCAACUACACACCUGACAAUCCAUUCCCAUAAGAGGGCGUCAAAUUGUCAAUAAGACCACAGCCUCCAGAUGGAUUCAUUUUAAUUUCCAACAUGGAUGAUCCUGGAAAAGUCCCAUUGGUUGACAAAUAGAUAUUGUCAACCUCAAUCAAUUCAUUCAUCAUUUGUAUUAAAAAAAAAAAUCUGUUUUAUAUUCACUUCUGGUGCACAACAACUCACUCCAGGAACAUAAUUGGCUGACAGAGCGCUUGUGAUGUCAGCGACCUAUUUUCAGGCUUGCUGGUGUGCAGCGAAGGGUCCGAGACACGCUGCGCAGUGUACGCACAAAUGCAGGCAAACGUGUUUGUUUUUUUGCCGCGGACAAAAGAAGGCCCCUCUCAUGCAGGACAACUCCACAGUCCACCAGUCCCUGUCCUGCUGCUAAUCCACUCAAGUUGGGCCUUGUUGCACAAGAAGCUUUUAGGAGCAAAACAACUGGUAUGAAGUUUUUUUUCUUUUUCUUCUUCUUUCAGGGAAAAGCUGUGCGUGGGCGCUUUAUUGUUAAUGCCUCGCUAACUUCCAGGGACACUUGUGGGACUUCAAUCGUCGGAAUAGCCCCCCUUCUUGUGCACUUCGGACCAGGAGGCCAGAGAAAUGUGAGGGAGGGGAAAGCCCCUUGCAUGUGAGAAUGCUCAAAGUUCUUGUCUGUGGGCUGAUUUAGCUUUUCUUCUAUUGUCCAUUCAACGACGUUCUCAACCAGUGAGUCAAAUGUCUUUACUGCUCUAAUAAAGCGAAACGUGGAGUGCAAGAAGAAGUCGGGGGGUGGGGGGCGGCUUGAUAGAGCAAUGCACUGUUUUCGUGUUCCUUGGAAGUCAAGGUCAUCAAAUAAAUCAGGUUACCAAUGGCGACAGCAUCGGUAGGCCCCAGACUGUCCACAAUCCCUCCUCCGCUUCAUCUGUUCUAACGUGGAAUGGCGACAUCAAAUGGGGAAAGUCCAGGGCAACAAUAAGGCAUCUCCCGCCGGCGGUGAAGUAGAAAGCAAGACAAAAGGUCAGGAUGAGUCACUGGAAGGCAAAAUAAGCUGGGGGCAGACCUUUGAAUAUCUGCGAUAGAAAGUUCCCAACUAAUGUGCCGUGUGAGAAAUCAAGCUGAGGAAAGUUAGACGUACAAGAAGUGAAGAAGUGAAAGCAGUCCUGCUCAACUCUCAAUCAAACACUACGACUACAAUCUGGAGUCCAUGGCAACCCAAAGUGAUUUGAUGGCCGGGGAAAAAUGAUCCCCUCGUAAGCCUUUUUGUCCAUGACAUCCGUGCACUCGAGGCUGACGACAAGGCACUCAAAAAAAUCAGUCAGCACAAAGCAACACCAAAUUUCUGAAUUCACGCAAGUUUGUUCCUUUAGAAUAAACAGCACGUCUUUGUUUUGCUAUCAAUGCCGACAAAGAAUAAUGACCAGCAGAACAAUUAAAUCUUCUUGGAGUAUUAAGUCAUUGAAAUCAUCAUUAGUCGUUACUUUUGGAUGUUUUUAUUUAAAAAUAUUACCUCAGGAAAGGCUGAAAUGUCAAUCUUCC